Messenger RNA from Cladophialophora carrionii CBS 160.54, 1659 nucleotides. RefSeq lists its product as uncharacterized. The record is from RefSeq and is a predicted model, not a curated record. Gene Ontology annotation, molecular function: transmembrane transporter activity. Gene Ontology annotation, biological process: transmembrane transport. Lineage: Eukaryota; Fungi; Ascomycota; Eurotiomycetes; Chaetothyriales; Herpotrichiellaceae. Gene Ontology annotation, cellular component: membrane. The transcript has 8 exons. The coding region runs from base 1 to 1659 and encodes 552 amino acids.
AUGGCUGUCGCGCCCGCGACCGUUUCCAGUUCAGCACACGACCGAGAAGAUGUGCAUAUUGACAUCGAUGACCUCGAGUUGAAGGCGCAGGGGUAUGACCGGGCCAUGCCUCGGCGGUUUAAUCUUCUCUCCCUGAUCUCGAUGUCCUACGCCCUGCUUGCGACCUGGAACGGCUUUGGAAGUGCCUUUGGUACUGGAUUUACCGAGGCUUCUUCUGCCGGUUCCAUCUGGACCCUGACAAUCGCUGCAUUGAUGACAGCCGUCACGGGCAUUGGCAUGGCUGAAUUGGCAAGCGCAUACCCUGUUGCCGGUGCACAGUACUAUUGGUCUUAUGUGGUUGCAACCCCCGAGUGGGGACCGUUCGCCUCAUACAUUUCCGCAGGUAUCAGUACGUUGGGAUGGUGGCUGGGCCUUGCCAGUGUGACAAACUUCAUUGCGUCGAUGAUUACUGGUAUUGCUGUUCUCAACCAUCCAGAUUAUGUCAUUGAGAGGUGGCAUAUCUGGCUGAUAUUUGUGGCCAUCACUUGGUCAGCCAUUGCGAUGAAUGUGUUCGGGACGAGGUGGCUUCCUCUAUGGAACAAAUUCAUCCUUUUCUUCUCGGCGACAACGUUGAUUGUCACGAUGAUCACGAUUCUGGCUUGCGCUGCUCCCAAAUUUCAGUCUGCCAAAUUUGUUUUCUCCGACACGACCAACUCGACCGGCUGGCCAAAUGAUGGGCUCGCGUUCCUCCUGUGUCUCGUGAACGCCCUCUAUGGUUUCCUUGGCGUAGAUUGCGGUUCACAUCUAUGCGAAGAGAUUCCAAGACCUACAGUCAAUGUGCCGAAAGUGAUUAUGUACCCGGUCUUGAUGGGAUUCGUCACAUGUUUUCCCUACGCAAUUUCACUGUCCUUCGUGAUUACCGACUUUGAAAAGGUCAUUGCCACGCCAACCGGCCUCCCACUCAUCGAAGUCUAUUACCAGGCGACCGGCAGUAAAGCCGGCACUUCAAUCCUAAUGGUGGCAUUUGCAAUAUGCUUCUUCGGGUGUGCCACAGCGAGUGUUACCAGUGCCAGCCGACAGAUGUGGUCUGCCUCGAGGGACAACUGUUUCCCUUUCGCAAAGUAUUGGAGACAAAUCCAUCCCCGCUGGCAAAUGCCGGUGAACGCAGCAUUGCUGACAGAAUCGGAGCUGUACGGAUUGAUCUACUUGGGAUCGUCAGCUGCGUUCGCUUCCAUGGUGGGCGCCUGCAUAGUCUUUCAAACGACCAGCUACGUCGUCCCGCAAGGCAUUCUGGCGUGGCGAGGAAGAGACAAAGUCUUGCCACCAAGAGCAUUGAAUCUCGGCAAAUUCGGCCUUCCGCUGAACGUCCUCGCUUGCGUCUGGGUCGUGUUCAUUGAUAUCAUUUACUGCCUUCCAGUAUUCCGGCCGGUCACAGUCGGUAAGGUCUUCCUUCUCGCUGAUGUGGUGAUUGUCGGUCUGGUGUCCUUCCUUCUACUCAACUGGGUGGUCUACCAGAGACACAUCUUCAAAGGUCCGAAUCUCAACAUGGAGCUGCUUCAAGCCGCACGUCACGAUGAGCUGCUUGGACAUCGGACGAUCGACGGGGUGCCCGUAGGAGAUGACAAUGGAAUCCUCGAGGCACUUAGGCAGCGCUCUAUUUCUCAGGAUAAGAAGGCCUAA